Messenger RNA from Rhipicephalus sanguineus (brown dog tick), 669 nucleotides. RefSeq lists its product as uncharacterized. The record is from RefSeq and is a predicted model, not a curated record. The transcript is spliced from 3 exons. Lineage: Eukaryota; Metazoa; Arthropoda; Arachnida; Ixodida; Ixodidae. The coding region runs from base 1 to 669 and encodes 222 amino acids.
AUGCAGCCGGUCACUCCUUCUAAUUAUGGCUGGGCCACCUCCGCUGUCCCUGAUCCUGCGUCCUACGUGCCGGAUCUUCCACCGCCGCCACAGCAGGUCCUGCCGAUUGCCGGCAACAUGCCACCCGACACCCCUGCUGCCGCUGCUGAUGCGUACUACGUGCCGCUUCUUCCACCGGCGCCACAGCAGGACCUGCCGAUUGCCGGCAACAUGCCACCCGACUCCCCUGCUGCCCCCGGUUAUGCGUACUACGUACAGGAUCUGCCACCGCCGUCACAGCAGGUCCUGCCGAUUGCCGGCAACAUGCCACCCGACACCCCUGCUGCCCCUGCUGAUGCGUACUACGAGCCGCUUCUUCCACCGCCGCCACAGCUGGCCCUGCCGAUUGCCGGCAACAUGCCACCCGACACACCCGUGGCAACGGCGCCGCGUGCUGAUUUUUAUCUAAUGCCAGCGGUAGCUGGGCCAAACCUGCCUCAGCCAAUAACGCCACAGCCCCAGCCACCUCCUCUACCACCACCGCCACUGCUGAACUAUCAAGAACCUGAAGGAAAUGACAUCGAGCACUAUGACAACCACUACGACAAGCACUACGACCAGCACUACGACCAGCACUACGACAAGCACUACGACAAGCACUACGACAAGCACUACGACAACGACCAGUAA